AAAGGCACAGCAGCAUCUCCACCUGCUCAGGAAACUCCGUUCUUUUAACAUCAGCAAAGAUAUUUUAACCCUCGUUUAUAAAUCCCUCAUCGAAUCCAUCCUCAUCUAGAACAUCUCAGCCUGGUUCAACUUCCUCACCAUCAAACACAAAACAAAGGGAUCAAAUGUGCACAAAAUGAGAAAUGACAACGUGCACAGAAAAACUGCUCAGGUUGAAAAGGUUCCUUUGACAACCACAACAGCACUCUGCUGCCAUCAUGUGGACCAACACUUCCACCUCAGCCACUCCCUCCAUCUCUUGUUGAUGUUUCCAUGGUAACAGUUCACUUACCACAGGUGAGUCCAAGGCGAACUACACAGCUGAGGAACCGUGGUGAGAACAGAUCAAACAUGAACAACCUCUUCUCCAGCAGGGAUAUUCAGGUAAAGACUAUGGAGCAGACAGUGUUACAUGCUGAGAAAUACCUGGGUGAGAUCUGCUCCCUGCUGGCCUCCUACACCAGGAAAACAGCCAAACUCAGAGACACAGCAGACAAGCUGGUGGCUCAGCUCUUUGACUUCUCCAGAACAGAAGAUCCUGAACUGCAGGUUGGCCUGAAAAAUCUAGCGGAAGACCUGGCCAUGGUGCAGGACUACAGGCAGGCUGAGAUAGAAAGACUGGAGACCAGAGUUAUUGGUCCUCUCAAAGCAUACGGAGAUACUGUGAAGAAUAAAAGGACUGAUCUAAAGAAUUUCAACACUGACCUGAAGAGGGAGUUGAAACAGCUGCAGAAACUGGAGAAAAUACGACUGAGGAAUCCAGCAGAUCAACAGAGCAUUGCAGAAGUAAAUGCCCAGAGGGCUUCCAACAAUGCACAGCGCAACGUCAGACAGUUGGAAGAGACAAUCACAGAUUUCCAGAGACAGAAACUGGAGGAUAUCAAAAGGAUUUUCACAGACUUCAUCACAGUGGAGAUGCUGUUCCAUGCUAAAGCGCUGGAGGUCUAUACUCACACAUACCACAACCUGGAGGAAGUGAACACUGAAAAGGAUCUGGAGCUGUUCUGUGGACGAAUCAAGAUGUCUGACUCUAUGACAGGACUUCUGAGUACAACUCUGAACAGCCACUCUUCUCCCCUCAUGAGCCACCACCCCAGUCCUCCUCCAGCCUCCCUGGAAGGCCAAACCCUAAGGUCAAUGCUGGCCUUUGCCACAGGUCAAAGCCACAGACAACAACACAGCCAGACCCCAGACAGAGCCAGGAGGAGAGGCAUGGAUGAGAAACUGGAGCAGGAAGAAGAGGAUGAGGAGGAAGAAGAGGAGUAUGAAUCAGAGACAGAGGAAGAACAGCACACCAUCAGGCAGUCUUAUGCUGCUCAAUAUGCUCAGAUGCACAGAUGGCAAAAGUAACACCCUGUCCACAAAAACAUACACACAGACAUUUGCUAGUUGUAUUUCGUGUUGUAAAUGAGAUGUGUUUCGUUCAGUAGUUCAGUCCAUGCUGACAGCUGCUUUUGUUCAGAUGUAAAAAUAAUCCAGACUAUUUGUUAAUGAUCUUUGCCAGAAAAGAAUCAUACCCAGCAGGUAAACCUGGAGGGACUGGCUUUAUUGAUAAAUGACAUUUCAUUUUUAAAUGGGCCAGUCCUGUCAUUGGUGGAUUAUGCAAAACACUGGAUUAGAAUAUAAAUACACAACAGAAUUCCAUGAAAGUCACAUGUGCUGUCUGUUCCUGUACCGCCCUGAGCACUGCACCCUUACUCUACUGCUCCAUGAAUUCAUAGUAAGGUGGACAAUCAUUUAAAAUGGAUGUCAUUCUGUAACUUAAAAUUUCUGGCUUUGACCUAGAAAGGGAAAAAAAAUAAGAGGUCGAUUUGUUUUAAUAUGGGUAUUUUUUUCUCUUUGUUGCAAGUUGAACACUGUGUUGUACCCAAAUAAAAUGCUACCUGCACAAGUCUGGAUAAGCAUUACUACUCUGCCAAUGAACACGGUGGGGUUAUGUGACGAUCAGCGUAUACCCGGUCUCACGGGGAUUCGUGAAACUGUCACGUAAGUUUUAGUUUCGGUUUCGUGCGCACCAACACGAUUUCGUCAUGUUUUUCGUGCCGCUCACCACGAAAUGUUUUUCGCUGUGGUAAUCACAUCUGAAAGUGGUUUAUACCGGCGGAUUCAUGACGAUCUAAGCUGUCCAUCGGCGUAUACUGCUUGUGUGAUCGCGUUUGCGGCCGCCGGCCGCCGGACAUUCUUGAAAUUCCUAUGCAAAUUGGUAAGUGUACCACCGGCUUAUGGUUAGGUUAUGGUUAGGUUAUGGUUAGGGUUAUGGUUAGGGUUAUGUUUAGGGACGAUGUCAUGCAAAAUAUAGCGUUGGAUUCGCCACGGUUUUACAUUAAAAAUAUAAUAUACACAUUCUUUUGAAAUACGUUCUGAGUGGCACGAAAAGUCCGCCGUUUAAAAUACAUUGGUGCGCAUUUCGUGGUGAGCGGCACAAAAAACAUGACGAAAUCGUGUUGGUGCGCACGAAACCGAAACUAAAACUUACGUGACAGUUUCACGAAUCCCCGUGAGAUCGGGCUGGUAUGUUUGUCUGUCUGUUAGCAGCAACAGAUUUGGAUGAAGUUUUCAGGAAUGGCCAGAAACGACACAAGGACCACCUCAGUAGAUUUUGGCAGUGAUGCAGCUGAUAGUCUGGAUUCACGGAUUUGUUAAAGAUUUCUUUAUCAUUGCGAGAUAGCGUCACGGCGUCACUGUAACACUUCCCAUUGUUCAUAGAACUGUGUGAAUAGUCGAUAAGUUGCCUGACCAGUUUCUGUCUGUAUGAACAUACAAUACAUUACUGAAGGUUAUUAAACCAUUUGCAACCUUUGCUAUAGCAGCACUGGACCAACCUAUGAACCACAGGGCUUUACAGCUGUGUUUAGUCUUAAUUUGGCUUUGGUUUCUCAGAAGAUCAACAACCUUUUCUAAGACUUCUAGAAAUGGAUGCAAAAAUGUAAAUGUUUAAAUUUGCAUAGUAAUAUGUAAUUCAUAUUUCAAGGUAACUUUCAGUGUAAAUAAAAGUAGUGGCAUUCAAGGUA
Acanthochromis polyacanthus (spiny chromis) is the source of this 3050-nucleotide messenger RNA. Its product is annotated as CBY1-interacting BAR domain-containing protein 2-like. NCBI's taxonomy places the organism in Eukaryota, Metazoa, Chordata, Actinopteri, Pomacentridae. The record is from RefSeq and is a predicted model, not a curated record. Gene Ontology annotation, biological process: cilium assembly. Bases 313 to 1389 code for a protein of 358 amino acids. The transcript has 8 exons. Gene Ontology annotation, cellular component: ciliary transition zone; ciliary basal body.